AUGGCUCCUCGAAUUGCUAUUGUCUACUACAGCCUUUACGGCCACAUCGCCAAGCUGGCCGAGGCUGAGGCUGAGGGCAUCAAGGCUGCUGGCGGCACCGUCGACCUGUUCCAGAUCCCAGAGACUCUUCCUCAGGAGGUCCUGACCAAGAUGCACGCUCCUCCCAAGGACUCCAACAUCCAGACCCUCACCGACCCAUCCAAGCUCGAGGAGUACGAUGCCUUCCUCUUCGGCAUCCCGACCCGUUACGGAAACUUCCCCGCCCAAUGGAAGGCCUUCUGGGACUCCACCGGCAAGCAAUGGUCGACUGGUGGUUUCUGGGGUAAAUACGCCGGUCUCUUCGUCUCCACCGCUGGCCUCGGCGGUGGACAGGAGAGCACCGCCAUCGCCGCCAUGAGCACCUUCGCCCACCACGGUUUCCUCUAUGUGCCGUUGGGCUACAAGACCGUUUUCGGCCAGCUCACCAACAUCUCCGAGGUGCACGGUGGCAGCCCAUGGGGUGCCGGAACCUUCGCUGGUGGUGACGGCUCCCGCCAGCCUUCGCCUCUCGAGCUCGAGAUCGCGCGCGAGCAGGGCAAGGCUUUCUACGGCCACGUCUCGCGCGUCAGCUUCUAGGUUCGGAUCUCCAAGGGAUCUCUUCUUUGAUGAUAUCUCCAAUGAUGCGACUAGGGGUAUAACUCGGAAGUCCACAGGCGAGAAAUGAGAUGGAAUGAAAUGAAAUGAAAUGAAAUGAUGCAAAUACGAAAACCAUGUAUUUCCACGUCUCCUAGCGUGCAAUUCAUAAGCUUCUCUGAGCUGGAUGUCGUCUGUGCACGUUUCUUUGCUCGUCUCAUCAUGAGGGUAUCCCUUACAUCUAUCCCAUGCAAAUCAAUGCCCAAAAUCUCCAAGAAAAAGGGAAAUAAAAUGUGCGCCCUCACAUCCACCCACAUCCCCAACGAUCUUCCCUUCAAACAUAGAAAACAAAGGCUCACUGUUCCCACUCCUCUUCGUCCUCCUCAUCUUCCUCCCCAUCGACAUCUUCCUCGAGGAUCUCCCCCAUGCCCGCCAUCGUCACGCUCCCACUAGCCACCGAAUCCAUCCUGCCGAUCGACGGCCU
Molecule: messenger RNA, 1096 nt
Organism: Dissoconium aciculare CBS 342.82
Lineage: Eukaryota; Fungi; Ascomycota; Dothideomycetes; Mycosphaerellales; Dissoconiaceae
Product: benzoquinone reductase
Exons: 6
Coding region: 1-615 (204 amino acids)
Molecular function (GO): NAD(P)H dehydrogenase (quinone) activity; FMN binding
Source: RefSeq, a predicted model, not a curated record